Molecule: messenger RNA, 1630 nt
Organism: Impatiens glandulifera
Lineage: Eukaryota; Viridiplantae; Streptophyta; Magnoliopsida; Ericales; Balsaminaceae
Product: 3-oxoacyl-[acyl-carrier-protein] synthase 3 A, chloroplastic-like
Exons: 8
Coding region: 331-1500 (389 amino acids)
Biological process (GO): fatty acid biosynthetic process
Cellular component (GO): chloroplast
Molecular function (GO): 3-oxoacyl-[acyl-carrier-protein] synthase activity
Source: RefSeq, a predicted model, not a curated record
GUUGUGUGCGUGAGACGAAAGAGAAGAAAGGGUAGCUGUAAAUUAGGAACAACCCAUCUGUAAAAACAUUGGAUUUUCCUUCACUGAGGUUGGCAUAAUCGCCCCCACUUCUCUUCUUCUUCGUUUUCUCCGCGCAGUCAUUGUUUCCCCCCCACUUUGUUCUUUCUCUGUUUGAUGAAUUUAUGUAUUCUCUUUCAAUUUCUCCAUAAACCUUAAUGGGUUCAGUCAAUUUCACUCCCAUUCUCGUCUUUCAUCGAUAAGUUAAAACAGAUCUUAGUUCCUUUCUCCACUCUCUCCUGUUCUUCUACUAUCUCGAAAUCCUUCCACCAAAUGGCAAAUGCAUCUGGGUUGUUUUCGCCAACACUUCCCAGCUUAAAGAAACGGGUGUAUCCAUCUAUAGGCUUAUACCGAUCCGAUUUAUCCAAGAGAGUAUUCUGUUCAAGCACCAUUGAACUGGGUUCUGGUGUUUCCCCUUCAGAAUCUCGAAUACCAAAGUUAGUCAGUAAAGGAUGUAAACUUGUUGGAUGUGGGUCUGCUGUCCCUAAACUUCAGGUUUCUAAUGAUGACAUUUCGAAACUGGUUGAUACUUCAGAUGAAUGGAUAUCUGUUCGCACAGGGAUCCGUAACAGACGAAUUUUGUCUGGACAGGAGAGUUUGACUGAUUUAGCAGUUGAGGCAGCAAAGAAAGCUCUUUUAAUGGCAGAGACAGAUCCUGCUGAUCUUGAUCUAAUUCUACUAUGUACUUCAACUCCAGAAGAUCUAUUUGGUGGUGCUCCUCAGAUCCAGAAGGCAUUAGGGUGCAAGAAGAAUCCACUUGCUUUUGACAUUACAGCAGCUUGUAGCGGAUUCAUUCUUGGCCUUGUUACAGCUGCAAGUUAUAUUAGGGGAAGUGGCUUUAAAAAUGUUCUUGUGGUUGGUGCUGAUUCUCUUUCUCGGUUUGUUGAUUGGAACGAUAGAGGGACUUGCAUUCUUUUUGGUGAUGCUGCUGGUGCUGUGCUAGUUCAGUCUUGCAGUAGCGAUGAUGAUGGGUUACUUUCGUUUGACUUGCAUAGCGAUGGCGAAGGACAAAGGAAUUUGAAUGCUUCGAUCAAACAAACUGAAGUUGAUAAUGGUUCGGCCCUAAACUUCCCACCAAGACAAUCCUCUUAUUCAUGCAUCCAGAUGAAUGGUAAGGAAGUGUUCCGGUUUGCUGUUCGUUGUGUGCCACAAUCGAUUGAAGCAGCUCUGGGAAAGGCAGGCUUAACUUCUUCAAACAUAGACUGGCUACUUCUUCACCAGGCAAAUCAGAGGAUCAUUGAUGGAGUUGCAACUAGGCUACAAAUACCACAAGAACGGGUUAUUUCGAACUUGGCGAACUAUGGGAAUACAAGUGCUGCAUCGAUUCCGUUGGCUCUUGAUGAAGCUGUUCGAAGUGGGAAGGUGAAACCUGGGCAGACUAUUGCAGCUUCUGGUUUUGGAGCUGGAUUAACAUGGGGUUCUGCUAUUGUAAGAUGGGGAUGAAUGUGUGAUGAUGGUUUUUAUUUUGGAUUUUGAAAUUAGAUCAUUUUAUUUUGUGUUUUGAGUUCAGACUUCAGAUCCUGUUACAGACUUUUUGCAUCAUCAGUAAAAAUAAAAAAUAAAUCUUCAUAUU